This is a messenger RNA of Chanos chanos (milkfish), 1128 nucleotides long. RefSeq names its product follistatin-like 1a (gene fstl1a). Bases 85 to 1038 code for a protein of 317 amino acids. The transcript is spliced from 11 exons. Gene Ontology annotation, biological process: cell differentiation; regulation of BMP signaling pathway; multicellular organism development. Gene Ontology annotation, cellular component: extracellular region. Gene Ontology annotation, molecular function: protein binding; calcium ion binding. NCBI's taxonomy places the organism in Eukaryota, Metazoa, Chordata, Actinopteri, Gonorynchiformes, Chanidae. The record is from RefSeq and is a predicted model, not a curated record.
CCUCAUUCCCAUCCUCUCUCUGUCACUUACGGAGCGCACGGUCCCGUCCUUCCCCCAGCGCAAGAGGAGACACCGUCUUCAACAAUGGUUUUCCCGCAGAUGAUUCGAGGUGUCCCUCUACUUGUCCUGUUAGUUGUCGUUUGCUGUCAUGCGGAGGAGGUAAAGAGUAAGUCAAAGGUGUGUGCCAACGUGUUUUGCGGAGCAGGAAGAGAGUGUGCAGUGACAGAGAAAGGAGAGCCAACCUGCCUUUGCAUUGAGCAAUGUAAACCGCACAAGCGUACGGUGUGUGGCAGUAAUGGGAAGACCUAUCGCAACCACUGUGAGCUCCACAGAGACGCAUGCCUGACCGGCCUCAAGAUUCAGGUGGCCUACGACGGACACUGCAAAGAGAAAAAGUCAGAGAAAGCUGCUGCUAGCCCAAUUGUGUGUUAUCUUGCUGACCGUAACGAGCUGAGAAACAGGGUCAUUGAGUGGCUGCAGACAGAGGUGGUUCCAGACGGCUGGUUCUCCACGGGCUCCAACUUCACUGAUAUCCUCUUCAAAUACUUUCAGAACUUUGACAAUGGUGAUGCCCAGCUUGAUUCCAGUGAGUUUCUGAAAUUCAUUCAGCACAAUGAGAGUGCCAUUAACAUCACAUCCUACACCAAUGAAGAGAACAACCGCCUGCUUCGGAGCCUCUGUGUAGAUGCCCUGAUUGAACUCUCUGAUGAGAAUGCUGAUUGGAAAUUGAGCUUUGACGAGUUUCUCAACUGCCUGAAGCCUGGUUUCAACCCUCCAGAGAAAAAGUGUGCCCUGGAGGACGAGACGUAUGAGGAUGGAGCGGAGACACAGGUGGAGUGUAACCGCUGUGUGUGCGCUUGCGGUAACUGGGUGUGCACGGCUGUGACCUGUGACGGGUCUGAGAAGCUGCCUGGCUUCGAGGCAGAGGAGGAUGAUGAUAAGGAGAUGACUGAGGAAGAGUGGUCUCAAAGAGUGGCAGAGCUCAACAAACAUCAGGAAACCGUGGAGAAGAUGAAAGUGAAUACGAAGGAAGUAUGAGGAGAUGAGAGAGUAGAAGAGUUACAAGAUGUGGUUCCUGUAUUGAGAGACACAGAAACUCACUCUCUCUCUCUCUCUCUCUGUUGUUCA